AGCGGCCCCUCCCCCCCCCGGCUGGGCCGCGGUCGGUGCCUGGCAGCCUGAGGGUCGGCGCCGCCAUCGCCAUGGGCACCCGCGACGACGAGUACGAUUACCUCUUCAAAGUUGUGUUGAUUGGAGACUCUGGAGUUGGGAAGAGUAAUCUUCUGUCACGUUUCACACGCAAUGAGUUCAACCUGGAGAGUAAGAGCACCAUUGGGGUGGAGUUUGCCACCAGGAGCAUCCAGGUGGACGGGAAGACGAUAAAAGCCCAGAUCUGGGACACGGCAGGCCAGGAGCGGUACCGAGCCAUCACCUCGGCGUACUACCGCGGUGCUGUGGGGGCUCUGCUGGUCUACGACAUCGCCAAACACCUCACCUACGAGAACGUGGAGCGCUGGCUGAAGGAGCUGCGGGACCAUGCGGACAACAACAUCGUCAUCAUGCUGGUGGGCAACAAGAGCGACCUGCGCCACCUGAGGGCCGUGCCCACCGACGAGGCCAGAGCCUUUGCAGAAAAAAAUAAUUUGUCUUUCAUUGAAACUUCUGCUCUGGAUUCAACAAACGUAGAGGAAGCCUUCAAGAACAUCCUUACAGAGAUCUACCGCAUCGUCUCGCAGAAGCAGAUCGCAGACCGCUCGGCGCACGACGAGUCCCCCGGCAACAACGUGGUGGACAUCAGCGUGCCCCCGACCACCGACGGACAGAAAUCCAACAAACUGCAGUGCUGCCAGAACCUGUGACCUCCUCGGGCUGCCUCCCGCCCCCUCCGCCCCUCCUCUGUGCUUCAUCUAGAAACCUGUGUGCACUUCUUACCUCCUGUGAUUCAGUGACUCCCUCCUUGAGACCCCACCCCGAGCUCCUCCCCUCCCCAUCUCAUCUUAGGGCUUUAACUGUAGGGCUAACAUCCCCCUGCCUCCGAACCCCUUCGGUGUGCUGGCUCCUGGGCUUGACAUGUAGGCACUGAUCCGAUAGACCUGUUUGUGUUGGGACAUCUGCUGCUGGACAUCAUCCCAUGGGAAGCUCUCCCCGGAUGCUCUGGGUUGCUGGGGUUGGUUUUGUUGUGGAGUUGUUACUGUUGCUGGGAUCUGUUGUGGAGUUUUGUUGUUGUUGUUCCUGGGGUUUCUUGUGGAGUUUUCUUCUUUGCUGGGGUUUGUAUUGGAGUUGUUUUGUGUUGCUGGGGUUUGUUGUGGAGGUUUUUGUUGCUGGGGUUUAUAUUGGAGGAGGGUUUUUUUGUUGCUGGGGGUUGUAUUAGAGUUGUUUUUCAUUGCUGGGGUUUAUUGUGGAGGUUUUUUGUUGCUGGGGUUUAUAUUGGAGGAGGUUUUUUGUUGCUGGGGGUUUACAUUGGAGUUGUUUUUUCGUUGCUGGGCUUUAUUUCGUUGUGGAUUUUUUUCUUGCCGAGUUGUUUUGGUUGUGGUUUUGUCUCUGUUACUGUUGGGGUUUAUUUUGUUGUUGUUUUUAUCUGGGAGAGAAACCAUGGGGACUCGACUAACAGUUGAAGAAAUGACUACAUUUAGGUGAUAAGGUUUUUUUUUCCCCCUCCCCUAGGCAGAUAUUGUUACUAUUAUUAUUAUUUUGUGUUUGUGUGACCAUGGGGGGAGAAAUUAAAAGGAAACAGCUACCCUACCAACUGCUCUGCUUUCUGUCCUGAUGAAGGCUCCCAGGGAGGGUUUUAGUGGCUGCACACAGGUGAGGAAGCUGUUGAAGAUCACCUGCCUUGCUCUCUGCUCACCUCAUGCAGUCAGGCUGGCUCUGUAGUGUACAGCUUCCUGCUUGGGAACUCCUCUCUCUUUCUCUCUCUCACUCUCUUUCUCACUCUCUUUCUCACUCUCUUUCUCACUCUCUUUCUCACUCUCUUUCUCACUCUCUUUCUCUCUCUUUCUUUUUCUCUCUCUCUUUUUCUCUCUCUCUCUCUUUCUCUCUCUCUUUCUCUUUCUCUUUCUCUCUCUCUCUCUUUUUCUCUCUCUCUCUCUUUCUCUCUCUCUUUCUCUCUCUCUUUCUCUCUCUCUCUUUCUCUCUCUCUUUCUCUCUCUCUUUCUCUCUCUCUUUCUCUCUCUCUUUCUCUCUCUCUUUCUCUCUCUCUCUCUCUCUCUCUCUCUCUUUCUCUCCCUCUUUCUCUCCCUCUUUCUCUCCCUCUUUCUCUCCCUCUUUCUCUCCCUCUUUCUCUCCCUCUUUCUCUCCCUCUUUCUCUCCCUCUUUCUCUCCCUCUUUCUCUCCCUCUUUCUCUCCCUCUUUCUCUCCCUCUUUCUCUCCCUCUUUCUCUCCCUCUUUCUCUCCCUCUUUCCCUCUUUCUCUCCCUCUUUCUCUCCCUCUUUCUCUCCCUCUUUCUCUCCCUCUUUCUCUCCCUCUUUCUCUCCCUCUUUCUCUCCCUCUUUCUCUCCCUCUUUCUCUCCCUCUUUCUCUCCCUCUUUCUCUCCCUCUUUCUCUCCCUCUUUCUCUCCCUCUUUCUCUCCCUCUUUCUCUCCCUCUUUCUCUCCCUCUUUCUCUCCCUCUUUCUCUCCCUCUUUCUCUCCCUCUUUCUCUCCCUCUUUCUCUCCCUCUUUCUCUCCCUCUUUCUCUCCCUCUUUCUCUCCCUCUUUCUCUCCCUCUUUCUCUCCCUCUUUCUCUCCCUCUUUCUCUCCCUCUUUCUCUCCCUCUUUCUCUCCCUCUUUCUCUCCCUCUUUCUCUCCCUCUUUCUCUCCCUCUUUCUCUCCCUCUUUCUCUCCCUCUUUCUCUCCCUCUUUCUCCCCAUCGUUUUGGUUUGGGAACAAUGAAGGUGUCUCUGCUGCUUUCCCUGCCAGCAGGAAGGCCUGGACUGCUCCUGCAGGCUCUGUGAAGCAGCUCAGUGUUUAUUCGUGGCUUAUGUUAAUCAGUUUCAAACGUUCUUGUGCAGGAAGUGCCAGCAAAGUGAUUUCAGGACCCUUCUGCAACCUGUAGGCUCGUUCUGUAGGGCGGCUCAGUGUCUGAAGCAGGAUCUUCUGUAGCUCCAGGGUUUGUUUGGGUUUGGUUGUUUUCUUUUGCAUGCUGCUUCCCCCCCCCCUCUAGAUCUCCCCUUCCCCCUGUUCUGAGUGAGUGGAGCAAUAUUUUCAUGUCAUGUGUAUAUAUACCUGCACUUGCAAGGGUUUUGGUUGUUGUAGAGAAACACUUUAUACAUUUUGUAAGACUUCUGCAGAACCAUCACACCCUGAACUCUUCCUCUUCAUGACCUCCCACUAUUGACCUUGUGCAGAAUCCUCUUCACCUCUACUAAAAUACUUAAUAUUAAGGUUUCACAUAACUGCUAACCUCUUGUUUGCCUCUUCCUCUGUUUGACUCGAUUGCAGACUGUAAUUCUCCAAUGAUUGUACUUCACCUGAUGUAACAGAGCCGUCAGCAGCAGGGCUAACUGCUCUCCUCUAACACUUUGUUUUGCUGAAGGGGAGGAACGUUAGCACAGCCCCUGCAGGCAGGCUUUUGCUAGCUUGUGGAAGUCUUCCCUGGUGGCUGCUCCUCCUGCACUAGCUCUCACACUUGCAUCCCCUCGGCUGAAUGUUCUGGUGAGGCAGCUCCCGGGUGAAGCUGCCUGAAGGAGGAGUUGGGAGACCAUCAGCUGCUCUCUGGAGGCCAGGAAGGCAAUUUGCAGUGAAUUUUUGCUCUGUAUUCUGAGCCUGUACCUCACUCGAUGAGUCCUACCUGCAUAUUAGUGAGUUGAUUCUUCUUUUCUGAUACAAAGCAAAUCUUGAAACUGUGAAUUGUGCUGGAAGGGGAAUUCUGACAUUCCAGUCUCAACUGUUCUGUCUGGUUGUGUAAUAAAAUUAAGGGCAGUUCACUCUGA
This is a messenger RNA of Pogoniulus pusillus (Red-fronted tinkerbird), 3778 nucleotides long. It is a transcript of the gene RAB11B, whose product is annotated as RAB11B, member RAS oncogene family. Gene Ontology annotation, biological process: constitutive secretory pathway; regulated exocytosis. Lineage: Eukaryota; Metazoa; Chordata; Aves; Piciformes; Lybiidae. The transcript is spliced from 5 exons. Gene Ontology annotation, cellular component: Golgi apparatus; recycling endosome. Gene Ontology annotation, molecular function: GTP binding; GTPase activity. The record is from RefSeq and is a predicted model, not a curated record. Bases 72 to 728 code for a protein of 218 amino acids.